CUCAAGUACAGCUGUUUAUAUUGUUUGUAAACGAAGAAAAAAUAAGGAAUAAAAAGUGUAAUUUUUGUCAAACAAUUAAGAAAAAUCAUUUAAUUUGAUUUUUAAACAAAAUGAGCUCACCUUCGAUUAAGACUAACAAUGAUACACUCAAUAACAAACAACGUAAGUCGACAAAAAGUAAUUCUACAACAAAAUCAACAAAUUUAGACACAAGAGCAGAACUGGCCGAUUUGAUCAAGAAAAAGGCGGAAACUUCCGAACAACUGGCCAAUUUGGAAAGACAAAUAUAUGCAUUUGAGGGUUCAUAUCUUGAGGACACUCAGUUGUGUGGGAAUAUCAUACGAGGUUGGGAAAGAUAUUUGACUUCGAAUAAGGCAACCAAUUCCAAAGCCGAUAAGCGCAAUCGCAAAUUUAAAGAAGCCGAACGAUUAUUUUCCAAAUCAUCUAUAACUUCUAUGGCUAUAUGUAACCCUGAAAGAGCCAGUGAAUCUGAUUCAGUUACUAACGAAGAUUCUAGCGACAAUCAGAUUGCUUUAAACCAAAACACAACUACCGCACACGAUGGUACCACAUCUAUUAAAAGUUCAGGCAAAGAAGAGAAAUCUGACCGCGCCUCUACACCGCAAAGGGAACCAAUUAAGGAACCCACUACACCCAGUGGCAAUACAUCAACUAAAAGCAAACUUUCCUCAUCAAGUGUAACAGCUAAAAAAGGCGGUCAUAUUAAUAAAAAGAUAAGACAUCGAUGAUUUAGGGGUCGGCCGCGGCAUCGUUCAACUUACUAAUUUGAAAGCCGCGACCUUGCAGGGUAAAGAAUAUAACGGCCCGCUCAAGAGGUUUAGGUUGAAAAAUACAAAACAAAUAUUUUUCUUCACACAAUUAUUAAUUUUUAAUAAGCCUAAUUACAUAUUAAUUGUGUAGAAUUUUAUUCUUUGCUUGUAAUCUUACAAUUAGUGUUCGAAAUAAAGAUAUAAAGGUAAACAAAA
Lucilia cuprina (Australian sheep blowfly) is the source of this 986-nucleotide messenger RNA. RefSeq names its product chromatin modification-related protein MEAF6 (gene Eaf6). The record is from RefSeq and is a predicted model, not a curated record. Lineage: Eukaryota; Metazoa; Arthropoda; Insecta; Diptera; Calliphoridae. The transcript is spliced from 3 exons. Bases 111 to 749 code for a protein of 212 amino acids. Gene Ontology annotation, cellular component: NuA4 histone acetyltransferase complex.